Messenger RNA from Saccharomyces eubayanus, 1116 nucleotides. It is a transcript of the gene CPR6, whose product is annotated as peptidylprolyl isomerase CPR6. The transcript has a single exon. The coding region runs from base 1 to 1116 and encodes 371 amino acids. Gene Ontology annotation, cellular component: intracellular membrane-bounded organelle. Gene Ontology annotation, molecular function: protein binding; peptidyl-prolyl cis-trans isomerase activity. The record is from RefSeq and is a predicted model, not a curated record. Gene Ontology annotation, biological process: protein peptidyl-prolyl isomerization; protein folding. NCBI's taxonomy places the organism in Eukaryota, Fungi, Ascomycota, Saccharomycetes, Saccharomycetales, Saccharomycetaceae.
AUGACUAGACCAAAGGCUUUUUUCGACAUUUCCAUUGGAGGCAAACCUCAGGGCCGUAUAGUCUUUGAGCUGUACAAUGACAUUGUGCCCAAAACGGCUGACAAUUUCCUGAAAUUGUGUAAAGGUGACGCUGGUAUGGCCAAGACCAAGCCCGACGUGCCAUUAUCGUACAAGGGCUCCAUCUUCCAUAGAGUAAUCAAAGAGUUUAUGUGCCAGUUUGGCGACUUCACCAAUUUCGACGGUACUGGUGGUGAGAGCAUAUAUGGUGAAAAAUUCGAAGACGAAAACUUCGCUGUUAAACACGACAAACCGUUCCUUCUAUCCAUGGCUAAUGCCGGUCCAAACACCAAUGGGUCACAGGCUUUCAUAACCUGUGUUCCAACACCUCACUUGGACGGGAAGCAUGUUGUGUUUGGUGAAGUUAUUCAAGGUAAAAGACUUGUCCGCUUGAUUGAAGGCCAACAAUGUGAUCAAGAAAAUAACAAGCCAAUGCGUGACGUAAAGAUCGAUGACUGUGGUGUGCUGCCAGAAGAUUACCAGGUACCGGCGGACGCGGAAGCCACCCCAACAGACCAGUACGGUGACAAUUAUGAGGAUUUUUUAAAGCAAGACGAAAAAGUGGACUUGACUAAAUUCGAUACCGUUUUGAAAGCAAUCGAAACAGUAAAGAAUAUUGGUACCGAGCAGUUUAAGAAGCAAAACUAUUCAGUGGCCUUGGAGAAAUAUGCCAAAUGCGACAAAUUUUUGAAAGAGUAUUUCCCAGAAGAUUUACCAAAGGAACAAAUUGAAACAAUCAAUCAGCUGAAAGUUUCCGUACCUUUAAACAUCUCUAUAUGUGCUUUGAAACUAAAGGAUUAUAAGCAUGUACUAGUGGCUGCAUCAGAGGUGUUAUACGCAGAAGCGGCUGACGAAAAGGCCAAAGCCAAGGCUCUGUACCGUCGUGGACUGGCUUACUUCCACGUCAAUGACACCGAUAUGGCGCUUAGUGACCUCGAAAUGGCAACCACUUUCCAACAAAAUGAUGCCGCCAUCUUGAAAGCCAUUGACGACACCAAAUUGAAGAGGAAGCAACAAAACGAAAAGCAAAAGAAAUCUCUUUCGAAGAUGUUCUCCUGA